GAGCACUAGUACUGAAUCCUGAUUGUCUUCCUUUUAACACCACUCAGCCUAUCUCUGCAACUACAAGCAUAAGAGCAUCAUGGUGUCUGUUGUUCCUAGAUCCUUCUCUAUGCCAUCCCCGAGUGCCGAGCAGGAGCUGCAACUCAACGAGUUGGGCAGCCUCACCGAUGCUGUGGAGCCGUUUGCAAGGCUCCUGAGUCAAACUGGUCGUUCUGUGCGGCUACACUGUUCUGUCCCCAUGUGGUCAUCCCCUUCUGAUACAUGCCUUGAUUUACAUGACCUUCAUGACUUGCGAUCACGAAUCCUUCUCUUUAUCCAUGAUCUCUUAGAGUCACUGCGCGCAGCGGGGAUCCCCGCGUCCUAUCGCCUUGCUCCCUCCAACUCUUCGCUCUGUUUCAUCUGUGCCUUGCCGACUGAGCACAGUGCCCCAAAGGUGAGGUCAGCUGCUGUCGAAAUUCUGCAGAAUGCGAAAAUACAUGCAAGGGAAAAGGUUUUAUUGGCUGACCUGGAGUGCGGUCCCGCAUUGAUCAUUUCUUAAUUUCUCUGACUUCUCUGGGACAUUUUGCACACGUUGUGAAGCAUAUACAUCUACACCUUUGCAUUGCUAUCUGUACCAUUAUUUGAGCCUGCGGGAAGUCACCGAUUAUAUAAAUAAAGCAUUCCAUUCUCAUUUUUUGUAUGAUAUUGGUUGAGGUUGAUCAUGAAUUUGGCUUUGGUGCAUCUAAAAAAGUCGAUUCGGUCAAAACAAGUUUUCAACAGAAGCCUGUAUGUAGCCGAGCGCCUAGCGUCGCCUAAGUACCUCUCCACUGGCAAUGAGAGCGC
Molecule: messenger RNA, 822 nt
Organism: Suillus paluster
Lineage: Eukaryota; Fungi; Basidiomycota; Agaricomycetes; Boletales; Suillaceae
Exons: 7
Coding region: 80-538 (152 amino acids)
Source: RefSeq, a predicted model, not a curated record